Messenger RNA from Cryphonectria parasitica EP155, 1135 nucleotides. RefSeq lists its product as uncharacterized. The record is from RefSeq and is a predicted model, not a curated record. Bases 194 to 1135 code for a protein of 313 amino acids. The transcript is spliced from 3 exons. Lineage: Eukaryota; Fungi; Ascomycota; Sordariomycetes; Diaporthales; Cryphonectriaceae.
CUUUUCUUUACAUCAGAAUCAUCCAAACCUUUAUCUGAUUUGCCUCUUAGGCAUCUCCAUGUCACCAAACAACAACGCGCCAUCUUCACAGACCGGCACCGACCGCGACAAAGACGAGCAGCAACGCUCCCAGUGAAGCUCACAAACAAACUUGAUUUUGGGAAUCUGUCUUUCUGCACUGAAAUAAAUCAAAAUGCCACCCAAGCGAGGCCGUGGUGGCGCCCGUGGCGGGGCGCGGGGCGCAUCUCGAGCGCGUGGCACACCUGGACCCUCAACCGUCGACGACACACGCGAGGCGACCCCUGUCGUGGAUCCCACGAUGAGAUCGCGGCGCACACCCGCACCCAGCAGGUUCAGCAGCUCAUACGGCUCGCCCGUGGUCCUGAACUCAUCGCGCAACCUCUCUGGAGGCAGCGCCCGAUCCGCCAUCGGUGCUGCUCUCGAGACGAUCAAGACCGCGAACGAGGAGGACCUCCAGCAGAGUGAUUCUGACGCGACUGGUCGCAGCGACGACCACGACGACAACAGCGCUCGCGGCAGCGACGACGAUACCCGAGCUAUGCCGCCACCCCCCCUUCCCAUACAAAGAGGACUUCGAGGUCGCAGGGCCGGUUCCGUCCAGCCUGUCAGCCUAUUUGACGGUGGCUCGUCUCCUCAAACUCGUUUUGGCUCAGAGCCACCAUACUCUGAUGCUAUGUCUCAGAGAAGCUUCGUUGAGGAGAGCCAGAUCUACAGCGGUGCGGACUUUGCUACGCCCCGACGGCCUCGAGCCACUGGUCCCGAUCGCUCGCGACAGUCUCCCGCCACUCGAUCCUCAGCUCGUCUCGCUGCCAAGAAUUCUGCAGCGAGAAGCGAUGCCAGCGUCACGCCAUCUCCACCUAGGCCAGGCGCAAACACGCACGCCCGAGUGCCUCCCCCCAUGUCCGACUCCAUCGAUGAAAAUGAUGAAGAGGACCCUCUCCUGAACCCUACUCCUCGCGGCCUGCCUGCUAGAAAGGGCUCUGUCGAUGCCGCCUCACCCGAUCUCAGCGAUCGCAUGCGUAGGGCCCGUGCAGCUCGAGGCCCUCGACUGCUGUCUGAGAGCGACCGAGGCGAUUCAAGUGAGGAUAGCGAUGUCGGUCCCAUAACAUUCUAA